This is a messenger RNA of Ambispora gerdemannii, 531 nucleotides long. The record is from the annotation of a GenBank genome assembly. NCBI's taxonomy places the organism in Eukaryota, Fungi, Glomeromycota, Glomeromycetes, Archaeosporales, Ambisporaceae.
AUGUCCGAAGACGACGGCCAAAGCAUAAAAUUCUAUGGAUCACAUAACAAUUAUGGGGAAUUCAGUAAUUUCUAUCCAUCCUCAAUUGAGAUCGAUGGGGAAAUAUGGCCAACCACCGAACAUUAUUUUCAAGCCCAAAAAUUUAUAUCAGAUCCAUUCAUCGUAGCCACAAUCAGAAAUUUCUCGACACCAAACGAAGCAGCAAAAGAAGGACGUCGUCGAGACUUGCCACUACGCAGCGAUUGGGAAUCUAUAAAAGAAUCGGUAAUGAUGGUGGCAUUGCGCGCAAAAUUCACACAACAUCCACGACUACAUCGCCUAUUAUUGAGCACAGGUGAUAAGAAAAUUAUCGAGCAUACGAAAAAUGAUCGGUAUUGGGGAGAUGGUGGUGGUCCUGGUCAAGGAAAGAAUCGACUUGGUAUUUUAUUGAUGGAGUUAAGAAAUUUAAUGCGAAAUGGCGGAAUCAACGUCAAAAAUCGCACGGAAUCAACGUCGCAAAUGAGAUCUAACAUUCGAAAAGCAUUGAAAUAG